UCGUUGUUAGUUUUCGCCAAUUGCUUCCCGCCCACCCUCUGACCUAAUUGGCCGUUGCACUGUUGUUUUAACUUGAAUGAGACCUACUAGCCAAACACGCGCCUGCGCUCUCGCACCACCUUGUUUAUCAAUUUUGCACUGAAGCCGCUCCCGUUCGCAUCGCCCAGCAGGGAUAACCUAGAAAAAGAUUUAGCACAACAUGACUUCCACAUUAUUGCCCGGUAACAUCGUUUAUGGCGGUCCUAUAACCGCCAAGGAAGCGCAGGACUAUCGAUCCCUGGGCCAGUUUGUCCUGGACAAGUACAAGAGCUUCGGCGAACAAACGGUUCUGGUGGAUGCCGUCAACGGCGUGGAAUAUACGGCCAGUUUUAUGCACAAGUCCAUUGUCCGACUUGCCUACAUCCUCCAAAAGCUGGGCGUGAAACACAACGAUGUCAUUGGCUUGUCCAGCGAAAACAGCGUCGACUUCGCCCUGGCCAUGUUCGCUGGCUUUGCCGUGGGUGCUACGGUAGCCCCCCUCAACGUCACCUACUCCGACCGUGAGGUGGAUCACGCCAUCAAUCUUUCGAAGCCUAAGAUCAUCUUUGCCUCCAAGAUCACCAUCGACCGGGUAGCCAAAGUGGCCAGCAAGAAUAAGUUUGUCAAAGGCAUCAUCGCCAUCAGUGGCAGUUCCAAAAACUUCAAGAACAUCUACAGUCUCAGGGAGUUAAUGGACAAUGUCAAAUUCCAGACAAAGCCUGACUUUACAUCUCCUGUGGCAAAUAAGAACGAAGAUGUGGCCUUAAUUGUGUGUUCCUCGGGAACCACCGGUCUGCCCAAAGGUGUGCAACUCACGCAGAUGAAUCUUCUUGCUACCCUGGAUUCACAAAUCCAACCCACCAUGAUUCCCAUGGAAGAAGUUACUCUGCUGACAGUGAUUCCCUGGUUCCAUGCCUUUGGUUGCCUUACGCUCAUCACCACUGCCUGCAUGGGCGCCCGACUUGUGUACCUGCCUAAAUUCGAAGAGAAUCUGUUCCUCUCGGCUAUCGAAAAGUACCGUGUAAUGAUGGCCUUCAUGGUGCCCCCGCUAAUGGUCUUCCUUGCCAAGCACCCGAUCGUGGACAAGUACGAUCUAUCCUCAUUGAUGGUCCUUCUUUGCGGAGCAGCUCCCUUGAGUCGCGAGACAGAGGACCAAAUCAAGGAACGCAUUGGAGUUCCCUUCAUCCGGCAAGGUUACGGUCUCAGCGAAUCCACCCUCAGCGUAUUGGUACAGAACGACGACUUCUGCAAGCCCGGUAGCGUGGGCGUUCUGAAGGUUGGUAUCUACGCCAAGGUCAUCGAUCCCGACACCGGAAAACUACUUGGACCUAACGAGCGCGGAGAGCUGUGCUUCAAGGGAGAUGGCAUCAUGAAGGGCUACAUUGGAGACACCAAAUCCACGCAGACGGCCAUUAAAGACGGAUGGCUGCACACCGGUGAUAUCGGAUUCUUCGAUGAUGAUUUCGAGUUCUUCAUCGUGGACCGAAUCAAGGAGCUGAUCAAGUACAAGGGCUUCCAGGUUCCGCCCGCUGAGAUUGAGGCUUUGUUGCUCACCCACGACAAGAUCAAGGAUGCGGCAGUUAUCGGAAAGCCCGAUGAGGAAGCCGGCGAGUUACCCCUGGCUUUCGUGGUGAAGCAAGCCAAUGUCCAGCUUACGGAAACCGAUGUAAUCCAGUUUGUCAACGAACACGCCUCGCCAGCCAAGCGGCUUCGCGGUGGUGUGAUUUUCGUUGACGAAAUUCCAAAGAACCCCAGUGGCAAAAUCUUGCGACGAAUCCUGCGAGAGAUGCUGAAGAAAAAACCAAAGUCCAAACUGUAAGGGAAAUUAAUUCCCAUAGGGUGUGUGUUUGUACAAAACUUUUUCAUUAUGUAUGUUUUAUUAUUGCUAAACUUUGUUUUAUAAACUACCAACUGGUUGGGUUUCGAUUUCCUCA
Molecule: messenger RNA, 1952 nt
Organism: Drosophila bipectinata
Lineage: Eukaryota; Metazoa; Arthropoda; Insecta; Diptera; Drosophilidae
Product: luciferin 4-monooxygenase
Biological process (GO): long-chain fatty acid metabolic process; fatty-acyl-CoA biosynthetic process
Molecular function (GO): long-chain fatty acid-CoA ligase activity
Source: RefSeq, a predicted model, not a curated record